UGUGUAUCGUCCUAAACGCUCAGAUACAGAUUUUCCUGUGACUGAAACUUUCUGAGGACGGUCUGAUUUGAAAAGCCAUCUGAAGGAAGGAAAGCCCUUCGAAUGGGUAAAAAGGUUAAAAAGGAAGUUGAACCUCCUCCAAAGGAUGUGUUUGAUCCUUUGUCAGUUGAAAGCAAAAAAGCUGCAACAGUGGUUCUGAUGCUCAGUUCCCCUGAAGAGGAAGUGCUAUAUAAAGGAUGUGAAGCUCUGUAUAAAUUUGCAUUAAAAGGUGAAGAAAACAAGCUGACACUUCUUGAACUUGGAGCAUUAGAACCUUUAUUUAAACUAGUUAUACAUGAAGAUCCCACUGUUCGCAGAAAUGCUACCAUGGUAGUUGGAAUCAUGGCAUCUCAUAAUGAUGUGAAGAAAUCACUACGUCAGCUUGAUGUCACAAGUGCAUUCAUAGCUCGUCUGGCACCAGAAGAAGAUGUUGUCAUCCAUGAGUUUGCUAGCCUUUGUCUCGUACAUAUGUCAAUUGAUUAUAACAGUAAAGUACAAAUAUUUGAGCAAGGUGGACUAGAGCCUCUUAUCCGAUUGCUAGGAAGUCCUGAUCCUGACGUUAAGAAGAAUUGUGUGGAAUGCAUCUAUAAUCUAGUGCAGGAUUUUCAAAGUCGUGCUGCAAUACGCGAAUUAAAUGUAAUGCCUCCUUUGUUGGAACUUCUGAAGUCUGACUACCCAGUUAUUCAGUUGUUAGCACUCAAAACUUUAGGUGCCAUUACCAUUGAUAAAGAAACAAGGAUGAUGCUAAGAGAAAAUCAAGGAUUAGAUCAUCUUUUCAAGAUACUGGAAACUAAGGAAUUUAAUGACCUACAUGUAGAAGCUCUUGGAGUUGUGGCAAAUUGUCUUGAGGAUGUGGAUACUAUGCAACUGAUCCAGGAGACAGGUGGUCUCAGAAAGCUACUGGCCUUUACUGAAGUUUCCACUCUAACUGAGUUUCAGAAGAAUGCCGCAAAAGCUAUUGCUAAAGCAGCCGCUGAUCCUGAAAACAGAAAGAUCUUGAAUGAACAAGAAGUUGAAAAAUGUCUUAUCACUCUUUUGGGAACGGAUAACGAAGGAACCAAAAUAGCUGCUUCUCAAGCCAUCUCUGCUAUGUGUGAGAAUUUAGCUAGUAAACAAACCACUGGAGCUUUAGGAAUUCCCCAGCUUGUUCAGUUGCUAAGCAGCGAAAAUGAAGAGGUAAAGGAAGCUGCUGCUACGGCUCUGGUUAAUCUAACAACGGCCCAUCCUGCCAAUGUAAGUGCUGUUGCUGAAGCUGAAGCUAUUGAACCGCUAAUUAGUGUUCUGAGCUGUAAAAGAGAUGGCGCCGUGGCUAGUGCUGCCUCCGUUCUCACAAACCUAGCCAUGCAGGAGCCAUUACGUCUCACUAUCCAAAGCCAUGGUUUUAUGACUGCCAUUGUAGAACCACUGAAUUCCACUAACAGCAUUGUGCAGAGCAGAGCAGCUCUUGCUGUGGCUGCUAUGGGCUGUGAUACUGACGGCAGAACUGAGUUACGAAAUUCUGGUGGAUUUGAACCUCUUGUUAAACUUCUACAUUCUAAGAAUGAUGAAGUCCGAAGAAAUGCCUGUUGGGCUGUUAUGGUUUGUGCAAAUGAUGAAUUAACAGCAGCUGAAAUGACCAGGCUGGGUGCUUUAGAUAUUCUUGAUGAAAUUAACCUCUCUAUUGGUCGCAAAAAUAACUUCAGUGAAGCAGCAUUGGAAAAAAUACUUGAUCACAAUCUUCCACAAAAAUACAGUCAAAUGGGUUUUUUAGCAUCAACUAACAUAAUUUUGGAUGGAUUCUAUGACUAUGGACAGGUGAAACCUGGUGAAAAACUAUUGUCACUGGAGGAACUCUGUGGUCAGGAGCUUAAUGAUCAUCGUGCUAUAAUUUUAAUAAAUGCUAAAUUAUCAGAACUUGAACAUCAAGCAAUUUCCAUAUCUAUCGAGGAAAAGCCACAAGAGAACCCAGCCUCUCGAAUUGGGGCGUCUGCCACUAGUGUCAGGAAAACUAGCAGAAAUAAUUCAUUGGAUGAAAAACCAGAAUCUCCAGGACGGUCUUCUUCAAUCAGUAAAGGAUCCUCUAGAGAGAAAGGAUCAAGGAAGGGGAAAGGGAAAAAAGAAGAAGAAAAACCAAAAGAUGAGGAAUUGGAAGCAUCCAUACCUAAAGUAGUUGAAACCCCAGGAAAAGCUUUAUGGAUCCCCCCUUUUGACCCCAUCUUGUUUGAUUAUAUUACUGAGAUUUCCAGAACGAUUCUGCCACUACCAACCAGCAAAGAGCAAGUGGUAGCUCUUGCACAGUUUGUUGCAGAUAGGUUGGGUGGUCCCAUUGAAAGAAAUAAUCUACAUGAAUUCAGCUGGGAGCUUCAUAUAAGUGAAAUUGAAUAUGAGCUUAAAUGCAACGUGGUACCUAUUGGGAAGAUUGAAAAAGGGACCUUCUACCACAGAGCUUUGCUUUUCAAGGUUCUGGCAGACAGAAUUGCUAUUAAUUGCAGCCUAUACCGGGGUGAAUAUAAUAGAGCGUGGAAUGAGGUGAAAUUGGUUGAUGAUUCUCCUUUGGGAAUACCUGGACUUCUGCUUCCCCCUCAAGUAUAUAUUGUGGAUCUCAUGUAUCAGCCAGGCUGCCUCAUGAAGGAAGAAAGUCCAGAGGCAGAUUGUUAUCGACGGAUUUGAUUUUUUCCCCCCUUAACUUUCCUUACGUAUGUAUUUAUUUGCUUAUUAGCAUUUCAGUUUGCUUUAUUAAAAUCCUACAUAUAGGGCUUAUUUUCCAAGAUGGGAAUCUAUUCCCAGAAGUUGGAAGUUGGAGAGAGACAAAGUUGAUUGUAUUUUACAUUUUUAAAAAGACAUGUUGAAUAAAUAAAAAAGAAUUAUAUACUUGAAAAAUUAAAA
Thamnophis sirtalis is the source of this 2904-nucleotide messenger RNA. It is a transcript of the gene ARMC3, whose product is annotated as armadillo repeat containing 3. The record is from RefSeq and is a predicted model, not a curated record. Gene Ontology annotation, molecular function: protein binding. Lineage: Eukaryota; Metazoa; Chordata; Lepidosauria; Squamata; Natricidae.